AGGGGCGGAUUUUUUAGGAUUUUUGGGGUUCCCGGAGGAUUUUUUGGGGAUUCUGGAGGAUUUUUUGGGGAUUCUGGAGGAUUUUUGGAGGAUCCCGGAGGUGACGGAGCCAUGGCCGCCCCCGCGAGCGCGCAGAGCGCCAGCAAAACGUGGGAGCUGAGUCUGUACGAGCUGCACCGAACGCCGCAGGAGGCCAUCAUGGACGGCACAGAGAUCGCGGUGUCACCGCGUUCCCUACACUCGGAGCUGAUGUGCCCCAUCUGCCUGGACAUGCUCAAGAACACCAUGACCACCAAGGAGUGCCUGCACCGCUUCUGCUCCGACUGUAUCGUCACCGCAUUGAGGAGUGG
Messenger RNA from Malurus melanocephalus (red-backed fairy wren), 350 nucleotides. Its product is annotated as E3 ubiquitin-protein ligase RING2-A-like. NCBI's taxonomy places the organism in Eukaryota, Metazoa, Chordata, Aves, Passeriformes, Maluridae. The transcript has 2 exons. Gene Ontology annotation, biological process: negative regulation of DNA-templated transcription. Gene Ontology annotation, cellular component: ubiquitin ligase complex; PcG protein complex. The annotation marks the transcript as partial. The record is from RefSeq and is a predicted model, not a curated record. Gene Ontology annotation, molecular function: chromatin binding; ubiquitin protein ligase activity.